AUGAGACAAUUGUUCGCUGGCGCAUCACCACGAGUGUGUAUAUCGUUUUGGCUUUUCGGAUUGAUAAACAACGUCCUCUACGUAAUCAUCCUGAGCGCUGCCCUCGACCUCGUUGGUCCAGACAUACCCAAAGGCGUCGUCCUGCUUGCCGAUGUCAUACCCAGCUUCAUCACCAAACUCGUUGCGCCAUAUUUCAUUCACCUCGUGCCAUAUGAGGUUCGCAUUCUCGCCUUUGCCGCUUUGUCGGCUGGUGGUAUGCUCAUAAUUUCUAUGACUCCUAGCUACGUCGAUGGAGGGACAACAGCUGCAAAAUUAGUGGGUGUGCUGUUGGCAAGUUUGAGCUCCGGUGGAGGAGAACUCAGCUUCCUCGGCCUAGUCCAUUACUAUGGUCCCUUCUCGUUGGCUGCUUGGGGUAGUGGUACUGGAGGAGCUGGACUGAUAGGGGCAGGAGCCUAUGCGCUAGCUACAACAUCGUUUGGACUGAGCGUCAAGAGCACACUGCUGGCUUCUGCAUUCUUGCCUGCAGUUAUGCUUGUCAGUUUCUUUAUGAUAUUACCUCUCGAGCCAUUGAAACACGGGCGCCGACUUGCUACAAUCAAGGACGACGAUGAUGAAACAAACACCCCAGAAAGAGAAGGCCUACUUGCGCCCGAGGAUCAGGACCUGGGCAGCCUGUCAAACAGACGCAGGAAGAGUAGCGGUUGGGUACUCUUCAAGCGAAACUUGACCCGCGCACAAUCCUUGUUCUUCCCCUACAUGCUGCCCUUGCUGCUCGUCUACAUAGCAGAAUACACCAUCAACCAAGGUGUCUCCCCAACUCUGCUCUUUCCACUCGACCAAACACCCUUCAAGCACUAUCGCGCAUUCUACCCUACCUACAACGCAAUCUACCAGGCUGGUGUGUUCAUCUCACGAUCUUCGACCCCGUUCUUCAGGAUCCACAAUCUCUACCUCCCUUCCUUUCUACAAGUCAUUAACCUGGUCGUUCUCAUCUUCCACUCUUUGUUCACCUUCAUCCCGUCCAUCUACAUCAUCUUCGCAAUCAUCUUCUGGGAAGGGUUGUUGGGCGGACUGGUCUACGUGAACACCUUUGCUGAGAUCAGCGACAAGGUGGAGAAGAAGGACCGCGAGUUCAGUCUGAGUGCGACAACGGUCAGCGAUAGUGGAGGCAUAUGUGUGGCGGGUUUCAUGAGUAUGGCCAUCGAGGUUUGGUUGUGCAAUUGGCAGGUGCGUGGCGGUCGAGACUACUGUAAAAGACUGUAG
Messenger RNA from Lithohypha guttulata, 1263 nucleotides. RefSeq names its product battenin CLN3 protein (gene BTN1). Gene Ontology annotation, cellular component: vacuole; membrane. The record is from RefSeq and is a predicted model, not a curated record. NCBI's taxonomy places the organism in Eukaryota, Fungi, Ascomycota, Eurotiomycetes, Chaetothyriales, Trichomeriaceae. Gene Ontology annotation, biological process: regulation of intracellular pH. Bases 1 to 1263 code for a protein of 420 amino acids. The transcript has 2 exons.